AUGCUAGAGCCUGAUGCUGCAGCCGCCCCGAACACUGGAGCAGCCAUGAGGAUCCAGGCUUCAGGGGCAGAGCAGCGGAGGAAGAGCGGAGACAGCCCAGAGCGGAGCCAGCUCCUCUGCCUGCACUGUCAGGACGAGAUGCGGGCACUUUGUCCCGGGACGCCACAGAGGAGCCCGAGACGCACCCUCACCACACGCCUCUCCUCUGGCUCUGCAGACCGCGAUCCGAGCAGUGGCAGCUACAAUGCCUCCACUGGGACGUUCUACAGCUGUGUCAGUCAGAUUACUAUCGGAUUUGACCUCGGGGGGCAGGUGGCCAUUGAGUUCUCCCACUGGAACAGCCCUCUAACAGAAAACAGUGCGAACCUGCCCAGUCCAGACACAGCCCGCUCCGAAGGCUCCGCUCUGCCCGUCCUGAGUGAGCGGCUGGAGGCUGUGUCUUGUCCUGCAUCCCUGUCCCUCACCCCUCUGUCCACCUCCAGCCAGGACACCAUCUGUGACUGCUCCAUUGCACCGUUGCCCCAUGCCUCUGACCCUCGGUGCCAAAUGCUGCCGUCACUGCCACCUGUCUGUGUUUGCGGCUACCGCAACACCACCCACCCGCGGCUUCAAUGCUCCUUUGUUCUGAUUGGCUCCUGUCAGACCAGCUGGCUUUCUGAUUGGAGGAUCUGA
This is a messenger RNA of Knipowitschia caucasica, 672 nucleotides long. Lineage: Eukaryota; Metazoa; Chordata; Actinopteri; Gobiiformes; Gobiidae. The record is from the annotation of a GenBank genome assembly.